Molecule: messenger RNA, 582 nt
Organism: Hibiscus syriacus
Lineage: Eukaryota; Viridiplantae; Streptophyta; Magnoliopsida; Malvales; Malvaceae
Exons: 2
Coding region: 1-582 (193 amino acids)
Source: RefSeq, a predicted model, not a curated record
AUGGAGGGAUUCAGAUCGAUGUUAACAGAUUGCAACCUUGAAGACUUGGGCUAUUCUGGACAAUGGUUUACUUGGGAACGAGGCAAGUUGGAAUCAAAUAAUAUUUGGGAGCGCCUCAAUCGUGGGGUUACACAUCCAAGCUGGUGGGAGCGCCUCAAUCGUGGGGUUACACAUCCAAGCUGGUGGGAGCUUUUUCCUAAUUUUCAGGUGGGUCACUUACACACUUUCUUAGAUCACUGUCCGAAUCUGCUUACUACUGAUGGUGAGAUAAGCGAAAAUAGGAGGAUGUGGAAUUUUUGUUUUGAGGCUUCAUGGCUUAUGGAAGAUUCAUGUGAGGCAGAGGUAAAGCGACUUUGGAGUGGUUCGAGUGAUACGGUCCCUACCCGGCUGAAAGAAUUGGCCAUGAAUCUUGAAGCUGAUCGGGAAGAACUCUAUUGGGAGCAAAGGGCAAGGGCAGUGCUCCAUCUUUGUAUUGAUGAAUCGCAAAGCGCUUUUGUCCCGGGCCGGCUUAAAACUGACAAUGUGAUUACAGCUUAUGAGGUGCUUCAUUCGCUAAAGAAUAAGAGAGUGGGUAAUCGAUGA